AUCUCAUAGGAGCUUUAAUGAUAUUCAAGUCAGAAUAUAGGGCAAUCUGCUGCUUCUUAUGAUAUUUGUCUAAUAAUUGCAUAUAGUGCUGGCUUCAUAUCAUAAUAAAUUAAGGUUGUGCCUCACUAAUCUUUAAAUAAAUUUUGAUUGGUUAAUUGAUUAAUUGAAAAAUGUAAUCUACAGCUGUUAAAGAAGCUGCAUUAUUGAGCUCUUGUCUCUUUUCCUUUGAACCCUUUCUUUGCUUUGUCCAAAUGCUCAGGCAUCAGCCAGCAUGUGUCUGUUGUGUAUACAACUAAUGUUAACCCCUUGUAUCACCGUUUACUCUAGGAGGGGCCCUGUUGAGGGUCCAUAUCGUCAUGAGGCUGGGUGUGGUGACACAUCCUUUCUCUCCGCCCCGAGGUGUUUGUGUAGCCCAAAUAAUGCGGGGAUAUUUGAGCAGGAAUUGACACACGUACACUUUAUUUUAUUUCAAACUAAAAAAAGCUUUAAAAGUCUGUUAAUCUGUUCAAAACACUGCCUUUUUCCCUCCUCUCUGUGUUACGUUACAAGCAGCUGGCGAUAAAAGUGAAAGCACAGCGCGCCAUGCAAAACAGGAUCGCGUGCGCGUUCGCGGGGCUCCAGCGCUGCGGCAGUUGCCAGGGGAGAUAGGAGGGGAGGGGUUUUGAUUGGCUGAAGUGGGCCUGUUGCCAUGACGACGGCUAGGGGUUUUGGUAGCGUUGCCGUGCGCUUGUGUGAUCCGCGCGCUGCGUGUAUGGAGGAAGCAGCUGCUGAUCUGAUCUCUGACAUUGUGUGAGACAGACAUCUGAAUAAAACUGCGCACAGACGUGUCUUUUUAAAACUCCGGACCGAGGCACGCCGUGGAUGAUUGUGAGUAAUUCAUAUCGUUUUUUUAAUUUUUCUUUUUUUUAUUUUAAUGAAGUGUUUUUCCGCGCUCGGCUGAAUAGGGUUUGUGUCUCGAACAAGCUAAAAGUAAAUGUGGUCAAGUGACUUUGCUUAGAGCAGACAGCAUGGCAGAUCAAGCGACAGCAUGUGGCCAGCUAGCUCCUGUUUGUGUUACUUCUCUGUUCUUUAAGCUUCACGAGUACAGACGGACGCGAACAGACUCGUAAAAAACGCCGCUUUUCGGUGUCUGAAAGUGGGAUAACGAUAACACACUUAGGGGAGUUAAAAUGUUAUGCUAACGCUAGCCGUACAUUUACCUUCACUGACCCGUCGAGCAGCUGCUAACGCUGCUCUGUCUCACGGUUGUCGGUGGGCUAACGCUGGUAACGCUACAGCUUAUCAACCACGUUAAAACUCAACAAAUUUAAACUAACUAUAAGGUUAUAAAUAACUUCACAACGAGUCCCGUGUGUCGGGAUGUGUUGUGCAAUUGUCCACGUCAUUACGUGUAACUUUGUAUUCCUCAUUGUGUUACUGCUUCAACUCCGUGGUGGUUUAAUGUCUCAGUAAAUCAGAAAAAGCUUCAAAGCUGCAAGUUUUCCUUUGUUGGAAACUCUGUGGGUUUGUAUUUCCCCUCAUCUCCAGGCUUCGUGUUUGAUAUUUAGUCUGUUUUCGCUGCCUAGUUUCUCAGGUUGUUGUUGUGGAGUCUGUGAUAAAUAGGGGAGACAGGGGACAGAUGCAACACGUCUUUGGAUUUCACUUAAGGGGCUUUUCCACUGUGAGAACUUAGCUCAGGAAUUUGGGACAUUUUGAAGAAGCUUUUUAAUCACAGGAACCAAGGUCUAAAUGUAACUUAUUUUAAUUGAACAAAAAGCUUGUUUUUUUUUAAAUAUUUUUUUAAAAUAAUGGUACCACAGAUGCUAACAGAAGACGGAGUAGACAUUCAGGAUUACGUCCAACUAGUGAUGGGCACAGCAGUUCUUUUAGAUGUACUGAAUCACUAGAAUCAGUUCACUAAAAAGAUUUGUUCACUAAAUCACCAAAUCAUUUAGCACUUGGCGGGAGAAGCCUGCGACUCUGACCUCUUGAACUGAUACACAGCUAAAUGUUUUAGGUUUUAGUUCAGUUCAUAGCUUCUGGGACCGGGAGACAAGAGUGUUUGUAAUAAUGAACUUGUUUAUAAGUCAUGAUGUUUAAAGUAUAGUGUUCUAUGGUAUGCUAUUUACCAGGUCUGCUCGGUCAGUGAGUGAUUUGUUAACUGAACGUUUAAAAGAAUUUACACUGAACAUGCACCGUUCCCUUGCAAACUGCUACAAUGAUAGGAUGCUGCGGGUUUAAUGCGCUACUUGUCACAUGCUGUGUCCUAUUGUAUGGAAAUUGUUUUGGUGGCAAUUGAGCAGUGGAAAAAAAGUAGUUUUGUCCAACAAAAAUGAUUCCAGAGAGUGUAGUUCAAUGUGUGAUUCGUUCACCAAGUGAUUCAGGCGUCGAUGCAUGUGGUCCUUGUUCACCGGCUGCUGGCCUGGCAAUGCUGUUUCUCACUUCAGCUCAAAUGAAGUGAGCACUGAACGAAUCACUCCAGGAAGUGAUUCUGAUCAGUGCAUUCACUUAAAAGAUUUGGUUCUUUUGAACAAGUCGUUCGGGAACAACAUGACACGAGGUCCAACAUGACCAUUUUUGAGGCUUUGGGAUGUUAAAAUAAUUGUGUUUGCAUUAAAAGCUGGGACACACAGACACCAGCUGAGCAGAGAUAAGGAUAGACAGGUAGAAGCGCCAGUAACCUGAUGCUAUUUAAAAAUCAAUACACCAUAGUGGCUGCCAGUGUGAUUUGUGACAGCUUCUCUAGGAAUAAAAAAAAAGACUCAAAUAAAGAGCUGUAUAAGUUACUUCAUUUCCAUUUACCACCCCUGAAUGUCAUUCGCCGAAUUGAAAUUAUUUACCCCAAACUUCAGGCCCCCUAGUGGAAAAACGGAAAACAGUUUGCCUCAGGGUUCCUAUAGUCCCUGGAAUUAAAAGCUCUGGGUCCUUUGGUCCUAAAGCAUCUUUAGGAAGAGUUCUCGGGGAGUUUUUGCUGGGAAGUGAUUGGCAUUGAACAAAAAACAGGAACCUCCCUGCCUGUAUUUACUGUAUUACAAUUAACAUGCAACUCAAGGUAAUGUAAAAUGACAAUUUUUCAAAUACCUCUCAACACAGCAGAGUUUCUACAGCAGUAAAUCAGUAUUUUUGUGUAAUAUCACAGCCAUUAUGAGUUGUGAUUGGUCUAAGUAGGUGUGGAAAAAAAAACCAUUAAUUAUUGAGAAUAUGAUUCAUCUCUAUGACUCACACUGGAAUAGUUUAUGCAAUAAGGAAGUUAUCCUUUUAUUCAUUUAUGAAACCUUAUUUUGAUAAACCUUGGGGUCAGGGAUGAUUCUGCAGACACCGAGCGCAUGUAAUUGUACGACCAGCUCAUCAUUUCGAGCAGAAAGUGACUGAAUCUCUCUUGUCUGUUUAAAAAGUGCCAAUCUAUGAAUAGUGCUAGUAGACAUCAGACGCCCUUGGUAACAAAUAUUUUUUGUUUUAUUUAUUUUUUAGACCUCUGGUUAUGUUUCCAUGGAUGCAAAUUUGAUUAUCCUGUGAUAAUCAAUGCCGAUCAUGGCUAUUAUAUUCCUGAGUUGCAUCAUUUCUCUGUUGAUUGCCAGCUUUUCUAUCCAGUGUUGGUUUCCCCACAAUAUUGAGAUAAAUUAAUCCAUUGUGAUAAAAAACAACAGCUUUGCCUUCCCAAAAUGAGACACAUGGAGUGCUGGUUUGACUGAGGAGAAAAUUUAGCAUUAAACAGUGACCAGCAGAUGAGGAUGGGGACCCGCAGGUCUUGACGACUCGGUAGCUGGAAGUAGGUUUGUCCAUACCUGUUUACUUCUAACAUUACUGCUUCUGAGACCAUUUGAUGGGGAAAACAGGGGUAUUGAAAAGAGCUCCACAGUCGCACAGAAACUGCACAUUGCUGACUGCUUCAUAUGUGCCAGUGCAUAAUUUUAGUAUGGAUGUUAUGGCACCUCUUACCAUGUUUAAAUAAAGUGUAUGGAUGCAUGUCAGCUUUGAGCCUCUGUAUGAACAGGACCCAACCAGUCAUAUUAACUCUGUAUAUUUAAAUCACAACUUCAUGCAAAUACAGGCAUGUGAUUACAUAUGAUGUAUUUUUUGCAAUAUUUAUUUAGAUGCAACAAAAGUUUAAUUAUGCAACAAAAAUUCAGAAAAAGCUUCAAAGUGUUUAGUAAUGCAAUAAAUUUGAGCAUAGUAUUCUGAAAUUGUAUUUUUGAUUUAAUGUAAUAAUAUGUAAUAAGUAAUCCCCCCAGUGUGUCAGUGUGUGACUGGAGAUUUAAUGCCAUUCUUGAAACCAAUAGAAAGUUCCUUGAAUCGAUAAUCAAAUCUCCUCCAGCCAUGACAGAACAUCAUGUGCUAGAUUCACUUCCUGACUUUGACAUGUGCUGUUCAUGUCACCGAGUCGAACAAAUCAAAGAGCUCAACUAAGUGUGUUUUGAAUUAUUCAUAAAAAGGUCAAGGGGAAAAAAAAUCAGCAGGGCUCAAUGUGUCUUCUGUCUUCUUGGGGAGGGGGUGGACCUUUCAACUGAGCAUGAGCGGCUUCUGAUUGGAGAAGUAAGACUUGUUGCAACCUCCCCUUGCCUUAACUGUCCUAGCAGGGAUUCUCUGUAGUGUGUUUACUGUCAGUUUGAGACACAAAUAUCCUCUUCUCAUUUGUAUAAGUUGGUCUGUAUUUUACAGUAUUAAUGCUAUAUGAAGGCAGCAGAGGUCAGGAGGCGUCACACAGGAGCUAAGCACAUGAUGUAAUGGAUUAUCACAAGAUUGUCCCAGAUAUGGAGCGCUUUACAAACAAUGCCAGAGAGGAAAAACACCGCUUUUACACCCAUUUUUAUACACUUUUGUACAUUGCUGUUGAAUAGAUCUUUGUGUGCUUUAUGUUGUUUCAAGUGUCUCAGCUUUUUUCCCAGCACCCCUGUCAGUUUCAUAUUUACCCAACUGGAGGAAGCUCAUCUAAAAUUCAUCGUGAGCGCUGAGGUUUAUGUGUAUAUUUGGAAAAAGGUUGUGACAUUAAUGUAGACUGACGUGUCUUUCUUCUCGCUUGUCAGUUUGUAAAGCCUCGGCAGCUACAGAGAAGACAAAGUCAGGAAGAACUGAGGAGAAGAGGAAGAUGAAAAAGCGGCAGAUGUUGUCGAUGGGCCAUUAUUUUGCACCCACAACCUCUACGCUUGUGUUGUAGGUCAAACCAUCUGCUGUUUGUAGUUGUAGCGUGAAUCCUCCUGUACAUGCAAACAUGUACAGGAGCCUCUGGAGGGUAACUAUUCCUGCCUCCCAGAAUAGACCAGGGUCUGCUAAGUUUACGGACAUUCAUUACUAUAAAUAAACCUCGUGGAAGCCCAGUGAUGUGGUUAUCACUGCUGACAUAAAAUGGCUUUAAUAAGGACAUGGAGUUCAAAUAUUGUUGAAUUAUUUUUAGUUGAGGACCAUGGUGAAGUUAUUCAAACUGCUCAGAGGCAUUGUAGUCAACAUGAUAGCAUUACUCUGUCAUUUCAGGUUCUUUUCUACCUCAACGAGAAGUGAAAUGCAGCUGAAAUAGGAGUCAGAUAGAGUAGUUGUGAUUAUUUUCUUUUUUUGGGCGGCUCUCAAUGUUUGAGAACUUGAAACCGAAAUUUACAACCAGUUCACGAGGCACUUGACAACAUGAGUCAUGUUAUUGUGUGUUGUUUUAGUCAUAUAAUCCUGACAGGAAACCCUGCAGUGCUGGCCUACUUGUUAAAUUCGUUUAAUGAUAUAAGGUCAAAGUCUAGUCAUUUUUUCAAGGCAGUUAUCGUCACACACUUCAAUCUAUGAAUCUACCGUACACAAGUGCUAUCAAACAGAUCUCAACCUGCGGUCUUGAACUCUGGAGAAUGCCACACGUCUUUUUUUUACCGCUUUGUAAACACCCUGGUGUCACUUUUCUGAGAAGUCAGCCUAUUGAACUGUGUAGAUGACAAACCGGGGAAAUAUGUCUCUUACAAUGGAGCGAUGGCUACAUACUGAACACAGUCACAUAUCUGAUAUUGUCCUAUAGUGUGAGCGUGAAGGAAUAGCUCAGAGGCUGAAGAUCUGCCCUUCAAAAUGGUGCUACUGCCGUGUAAUCAGUCUUAUCACACACAGUGUGUACUCUGACCCAGAGUAAAUGAAAGGUUGUGUCCUCUAAAAUCCACCAUGUUGUGUGGAGCUGUACCAGCAGGUUGAAAACUUCGCACAAUAGCUGACUCAAACUUUUAAAUCGCUUAACACAGUUUUAACUGGAUUUCUGUUCAUAUUAGCAGGACAGAAAAAAAGCCUCAAAGUUUCAUAACCUGGUGUUUUCACAAAACCCUAUAAUUACCAAGGCGUUUGUGACUUUGAUUUCUCUGACUAUUUUAAGGCUGUUUGAUUGAGGUAGCUAUUAUUGUUGUAAUGAGAGAGGUUGAAUAAUUCCAUGAUUGGCAGAAUGAGGAAGCUGACAGUUUCUGGUUCUUUCGGUUUGCUCUAAUUAUGUUGUUGUGUGGUUGUAGAAGAGUUUGCAGACAUGCAAAGUGAAAGGGAGUUGAAAAUACAUCAACAAUAUGAGCUGAAAAUGGAGUUAGAAUAGAAGAUUGAGCCUUUUUUUUUUGGCUUUUUUUUCAAGAUUUUGAACUAAAUUAAGUUGGCAGCACUCUGAAAAGUUCACCUGAUUUCAUCUUACAUAGUCCAGCUGGCACUGUUGUAAAACCUAUGAUAUUGGUAUGGGUACUGAAUCACAUUGGUGGGUUUUUUUAUGCUCAUGUUUUUUUUUUUACAAGAAAUAUAACACAUAAAAUUCUUGCAAAAACAUGAUGAUGUGCUCAAAAUUUCCCAGUGACUGCUCCCAAAUGAGACACAAAAAUAACACUAAGUAUGAGAUCCCAAAAAACUGGCAUGCAUGUAAUAACGCACACAGCAAUUCUAGAGUAGAAAGGAGACGAGUUGUAUAUCUCUGUUGUUAUUGUAGCUUGUACAGUGAAAUGAAGUCUGCAGAUCUUAAUUGUGCAACAUUCAGAAAUAUAAGAGAUAUAAAAAAGACACAGUGGUGCAAAAAAAGUGACAAUAAUGAAUAAAAAGAAUAAAUUAAAGCAGAACAUCAGCUAUAGAGCUGCUAAUAAGAGGAUUGGAGAUUCGCAGUAUUGGUAUAUAGGGCUGGGCGAUAUGGCCUCAAAUCAAUAUCACAAUAUAUUGAGUAGUUCACCUGGAUAACGAUAAAUGAACGAUAACUUCUCCACAAGCUGCUCACCCCCUCGUACAUUAACUUUGUCUACUUCAGCCGCCGCUCCAGCCACUUCAACUUUUGAACCGUCCUCCAUCUCCUCACCUGUCUUUCCCUCUUUGUUACGGACUGGAUGGGGUGGAGUCACAUCCCUGACAUAGGACAGCAUCUUGGAGGGACAUGAGACCAUAGCCUACCUACACACAUUCAAAACCAACUUUUAUUAUUUAUUUAUUAUUUAUUUUGACACCGAAUAUAUUGACAUGGGCAAAGUGACGUCGGUUAUUGUCGUAAAUUUCGGUAUCUGUAAAUCUUCGGUUUAUCGCCCAGCCCUAGUGGUACACAGCUGCUGCACCAAGAAUGUAAAUAUUGGACAUUACCUUGACUUUCUUAAAUAAUUUUCCCCUUUUUUUCUCUGUUUUUUUUUCUCCACAAACCGUUUUACAACACUAACUAACCCAUAUCACCUUAAACUCAGGGAUUUAGGAAUCAAUCCAGGUUGCAGUGAAGCUCAGCAGGGACAAACACCGGAGCUCUAAAUGUCUGUUGUGAAACAAACAGCUGUCCUGUCAUGUUUUAAAUCUUCCAGUGUCUGUCUGUUGGAUCUUAGUUCAGGUUAUUUCCACACUGAGGCCUCAGGUUUGGUAAUGCUUAGUUACUCGCUCUUGUGUUUGCAUCCUGACACAAAUAGUGCUCAGUUCAUGACAGCAGAUGCAAAUGAUGUGAAGAGAUCGUCUCACAUUACCGAUCCUUGAUGGGUUAAAAAAGUCCUGGAUUGGCUCCCAACUGGGACUGAAGUUUUUCAACUGAAUUAAAAAAGAACUGUUCAAAGGUUCAUGCUCAUCUCCUAUGUUGAAAACCUGAAUAUUGAUUUUGAACAGUUGCAGCCCAUCAGCCGUGACUGCUUGUUGGUGACCUCUCUGGCUGCUUGGUGUUUGUGUCGGUUGGCUUGAAAGAUUGAAACCACAUGUUUCUUCACCUGCUCACACCCACUGUGUGUGUGUAUUUGUGUGUGUUUGUUUGUGUGUUUCUGUGAAGGGGGGGUAUCCCCGGGAGUGUGUCGUCUUCUGUUGUCUCAGCUCUGUGACACUCCAGUUAAUCAAACAUUGGCAGGAUCUCUGAAUUGAAGACGUUAACGCCCGUAGAGUUUACACCCUCAUGCCACCUCUUCUCUAAAUUUAACUCAGGUGAUCGUCAUGUCUUGUUUUUUGGUUACACUUUGCAUAUUUUUAUCUAACAUCUCUUGAAAAAACACGGGUACGACUAAAUGCCAUCUAUUUUUACUCCCCCGAGCUUCCCUCUUCGCGGCUGUCACUGUUUCACAAACCGAGGUCAACCCAUUGUUAAUGUCAUGACAGGAAAAACAAGACAGGACAGGAUGAUAUUGAAGUCUGCAAAUCCAAACAUAGAAAUCGGAAAAGUUUGUCCUCCUUGUGACGCCCCUCCUCCUCCUCCUCCUUCAGUCUUUGUUUUACAUGUCUGUAUUGGUCACUCUGGCUGUGCACAGGCUCUAUAAUGAGCACCCCUCCUUUCCUCCCUCUUUAACCCCUUAACUGUCCCUGUGUCUGUCCUGCUGGUAACGGGUCACCCUCAACACUCAGCUCAUUAGGGGCUGCCUCCUUGAAGGCAGGGCUGCCGUAACAGUUUCCUCGACUCAGAGAAAGGAAGAGAGCAGCACGACUGUGUCCUGUGUCACAAUGAGUCUUUGUCCCGUCACCCCCCAGCUGAAUUAACGGGACUUCUUUAAUGGAUGAUAGUAUGACAACAAGAAAGCAGGCUGAUCAAGUUUAAAAGUUCGUAAGAGAGCGCUGAUAAAGACCUGUGUGAGAAAACACAAAGACGACGAUGUUAAACACUUUUAUUUGAAUGAGACUGUUUAUGAAAAGGUACAAAGCUCAGUUUACUGGAGUGUUCUUAUCACAUCACCAUGGCGAUUUAUUGCGAAACAAAGAUACACAACAAAACAAAAACUCAACCUGAGCUGUUUUGUUGUGUUUCUCCUGUUUGUAAUUAUUACACUCAAUCAGCUGCAGUCAGUAUAAAGUAGAUUCUGAUUCAUAAAAACCUUGACUGUUUAUUUUUUAAUCAUCGCAGCAUACUGAAUCUUUCCUCAAACUUUUAUUACAAGGUGAUUAAACUUCAAAACUGUGCAGUGAUGGUUUAUAAUGUAACUGCUGUUUUCAGAGAGACUAUCAUGAGAUGACAGAGAGACACAGCAUGUGACAGAACGGUUGUAGAGAGACAGAAAAUGUGAGGUAGAUGUGCAGCAAAGGGUCAUAGCUUGUAGGGCUGGGUGAUAAACCGAAAACUUACCGAUACCAGAAUUUAUGACGUCAUUUUGCCCAUGUGAACAUAUUACGUGUCAAAACUAUAACUAAAUAAAAGUUGGUUUUGGAUGUGUUUAGCAAGGCUAUGCUCUCAUGUCCCUUUAAGACGCUGUCCUACAUCAGAGACAUACUCCACCCCAUAACAAACAAAGAGGGAAAGACAGGUGAGGAGAUGGAGGAUGGUUCAAAAAUUGUAGUGGCUGAAGUAGAUGAAGUUAAUGUGGGAGGGGGUGAGCAGCUUGUGGAGUAGUAAUCGUCCAUUUGUCAUUAUCAAGGUGAACUGUGCAAUAUAUUGUGAUAUUGAUUUGAAGCCAUAUCGCCCAGCCCUAGUAGACAUGCAGUAAAAGGUCAUAGCUGGUAAUCAAACCUCUAUACAUAGGGCAUUUAGACCACCAGGCCUUGAGCGCCCCUCUUCUUUGGUUGUAUGAGAUAUUUGUGAGGUUGUUAAAAUAACUCGAAAGUCUUUGAUUUGUGCUUUAAAAUGAAAAUCUGUGUUGACGUGACAGUGUGAUAGAAACGCUUCGAGUGCACGGUGCUCACGGAUCAGCAAGAACAACUGAAUAUGCUGGAGUAUGCGUGCCAGGCUGUUAGCUGGCAGUAAAACUUUAUAAUGAAACACAGCUGAAGAACACCACGCACCUACGCACGCAGAGAGGUGCUCUUCAAAGGCAAAUGGGUCUGCAACAUCACUGUUUUCAUAGGAUCUGUGCAGCAGUUUACACGGCAACAAAGGAAGAGAAGAAUCCACUCUGGAAUCGCAGUAAUAGAUUAUACCUUUCUGUACCCACAUGGGGCGCCAGUUGCUCCGCCCCUUUGUCAAGAAACCAGUUGGAAGGAUGCAAAAUGCAAAUCUGGCAGCAAAGUAAAUGACCAAAGUGCUCCAAAUACACUGUCAUGACUGUUUGGGUUUGAGUUUAUUAAUAUUAUCUAAACAAUAAGGUGGAGUUGACCCCAUUAGCAGCUGUUUCAGUUCUCCAGUCUAGUUCUCAAGCUGACCAGGAUCCUCUGCGGCUGAAACACUUACUGUACUAUCCAACCACACUUCCAAAAAAAGGGGAACUGUCCCUUUAAGGUAUAAGCAGAAAACCUGCAAUAAUGCUGUAAAAAUCUUUGGCAGAAUCAAACACCAGAGUCAGGCCAAACACUAAUAACAGCAAUAAUCUCACAUCCAUUCAGAGAUACAGAAGCUGUUAAACAUAUGAUGAUUAAAUAAUGACUAAUUUAUGGCGCUGGUAUCACAGAUACUGAAACUGAAAAACAGGUUUUAAACCGGCUCUAAUUAAAAGCAAUGAAAAGAAAGGUAAAAGCUUUUUAGUACCUUCAUAUUUAAACUCUAAAAAGAAAAGAACGUAUGCACUUAGGCUACAUUCACACUGCAGGUUAUGAUGCACAAUUCAGAUUCGGAUUUUGCGGCAUCGAAUGUGAACGAAAUGCGUCCGUGAAGUGACCCGCAUGCGCACAAAGCACAAAUUGAUUUCCGCGCCUGUUUGUGUUGUCGAAUAAUGAUGACGUUUGUAGCAUAUUGAUGACGUAUAGGUCGGAUGAACGCACCUGAGCGUCCACACUGCAGUCACAUCAGAUACGUAUCUGUUCACACUUAUAUGAAAAAGUCAGAUAUGUGUCACAUAUGGUUAAAAAAUCAGAAUUGACCUGCAAUGUGAACAUAACCUAAGUUGGGCUUUGAGUGCAGCACAUAAAGAGAGCUGCGGUCAUAUUUUUGUUUGUCUUUUGUGACAUGCUUUUUUGGUUGAUUUGCAAAUUUUAGAGUAGUCCUCCAGAGCAAUUCAUUUGAGUCUGUCGUCACGCUCUUUCUCCUGUCGUAUCUUUUUGGAAACUACUAUUUUACGUCUUAAUUUAACACAGAUUCAUACGGGAGCGAUGAUGAAAAUGAUGGUAGAUUUUGCCUCCUGCGGGGCCACGCUGCUAGUUUUUAGUGUUUUCUUGUACAUAACAUUUUCAUUUGCAAACACUCGCAGUAUUUACAUGGAAAAUAAUCUCUUCCAAAGCACAUUCCUGGAAGGGCUUAUGUUGAAACUUCAGCUGAACUGUUAAAGGGGACAUUCACUUUUGUUUCUAAAAAUACAGACAGCGUAAAAUCAUCUCCUCCGUUAUGUAUUCGGAGGAUUAUGAGCAUAAGUGUGCCUUUUUAGUCGCCCGUGUUUGAAAGUGCACAUGUGAGGUUGUUGCAUAUGUUGUUUGGCGUUGUGUGUAUGUGUGUGUGUGUUUGUACACUGAACUCAGAGCCACAUGACCCAUGAGAUAAGGUUUCACUGUUGGCUGAGGGCUGGCAUGUACUUUUACAGGCCUCCCCUCGUAGCUCACUCUAAAUCUCAGUGUGAAGUUAAUGCCUCUGAUGAACAACACAAUCAUUAUCUAUUGUCUUGUUUGCUCAUUUCGUCCCCUGACUGUUUGGUGAUUGCAUCAGUCAAUUCAUUAGAUUCUGCUCGGGUGUUUGUCAGCAGUCUGUAAGCUACACGCUGCUGGAAUUCAUAGAUUGCCAAAGUAAACUCUGCUGCUUCAAUAACCGCUACCUCCCUCGGCCUCUCGCUGCUCAGAGUCCACUGUUCGGGAGUAGAGCGGGCCGAACCGUCUCUGUGUGAAGUCUGAAAUUGUUUUCUGAAAAUGAACUUCCUCAACAGGCAGGAGGUGUUUCCUUCCCAUCCCAGUCCUCUGUUUGAAACUGUGAGGUGAAUACUGAGCACAGCCGAAACAUGACUAGAGCAAAAACAACUGCUCCUUUGUGCGAGCCGAGCGUGAGGAGGCCAAUCCUGUUAGCUUUUUUCAUUCACUUUUACUCGGAGACUCUUUGAAACCAUUCAGCAUUUCUAUUUUGGAAAAAGUCUCAUUUUAUCAAUAUUCUGAUUAGCUUUCACACCGGCGGAUUUAUUAUGACAUAAUUUGACUCUCCCAUGAUAUAAGGGACAGCUACUUGGCUGCCUCGCUCUGGAAAACCCUCUCUCUCCCUCUCCCCCUCUCUAAUUCACUCCUCCUUUGUCUCAUUCACAUUUUUAGAGCUCCAGCCAGACUGGGUAGUCACCUAAAUAUCAGUUAGGGUUUCAAAUAACAGCCUUCGCCAUGGGGCUUUGCGACACACCUUUGUGUAUCUGUUACAGAGGAGUAACUGGUUUGUGUCGGCUGGUUUACCUCGUGUGAAAUAGGUGGGGCAACAAGAGGCAGUUACUAAUACAUAAAAACAGAAUUAGGUGGUUUGUAGAUGAUGGUAAUUGAAAGUAGAGAGAUUCAGUUUUAGAAAUACAAGCUCGUUUGAAUUUGGAAAGUUGUGACGAAAACAAAAAGACUGACAAAGUGUCUGAACUAUUUGGAUUAAUUUGCAACAGGUUAGUAACAUAACCAGAUACAAAGAGUAGAGUCUCACAGAAGUAAAGAUGGGAAGAGGUUCAGCUUUCUGUGAGGGACCAGGUGAGGAGGUAAAGUUUGUUUGUUUAGCACGGUUAAGAAUAAAGUGUUUACAGGAGUAUGAUCCUGAGCGUCAAGUUGCAAAGAAUUUUGGAUUUCAGCGUCUACAGUCCAGAUUCAGAGUCAAAGGGACAAGGCCUGGAUGGCUGUGAUCUUUGAGCCCUGCAGUAAAAAAACAGACAUGACUCUGUAGUGGAAAUCACUGCAUGGGCUCAAAAUCACCUCCCAUUGAUGCAUGUACAAAUGCAGCUUACAAUCCAAAGAGGAAACAAGAUUCUAAACAUGAUCCUGAAACAACAGUGACUUCUCUUGGCUCCAGUCCAUUUAAGAUAGAUUAAGGUGAAGUGGAAAACUUUCCAGAGGUCUGAUAAAUCUGAAUUUGAUGUUCUUUUCUGAGGUCGUAGAUGCCAGAUCCUCUGCACUAAAACAGGGUUUCUGCUGGGUCUUAAACAGUCUGCAGACAUCUAAAAUCCAAUAAUUUGAAUUUAGGGCCUUAAAAUGUUAAAUUCUCUUAAAAUGUCUUAAAUACAAAUUUGAAAGUUCUUUAAAAUGUGUUGAUGUUACUUACAAAUACAGAUUGAUUUGAAGUUAGUUUAAAAUGUUCCGAUUUCCCUUCAUGUCUUUUGUACUUUUUUGCCAGUAUGGAUGUAAAAAUGACCUUAAAUUGUUUCAUUAUGGUCUUAAAAAAGUCUUCAAGUCUUAAAUUUGACGUGUUGAAACCUGCAGAAACCCUGAAAAUGGGAGAGACCACCUGGAUUGAUUCUGUCAAACUGGACGGUACCUCUACAGCUGAACAGUAUACAGGUUUUGGAUUGACAUGCGCUGCCUUCCAGAUGUUGACUUUUUCAGAGUAGAAUUCGCAUAAUGCCAAACUAUACGUAUUCGCUGCAUAUCCCAACAGCAUGGCUCCACAGCAGAAGAGUCAGGGUGCAAAACUGGCCGGUCUACAGUAACAGCUUCAAACAAAGAAACCCUGAACCGCAGCAAAACAGAAGCUGAAACCCUGUAAAAAGCUAGAAACGGUGCAAACUGGUCUCCUUGGUUCCUCAACUUUGAGACAUCGGAUUUAAAACGAGUACAAAUUGUUCAGUUUCAGGUUGUAUAUUUUCUCUGUGUUUAUUUCUAAUUUACCUUUGUGUGGUAUUUACAACAAAGCCAAAGUGUAGGUUAUUUUUGUUGCUGUGUGUCACGUUGAAUAGCUGUAAUAAAGUAAGCCCUAAUGGCACUUAGUAAUUAGUGCCAUGACAUCCAGGUUGGCUGUGGCCUUUCCCUCUGCUCUUUGUCAGACAGGUUUGUGGAGAACAGCAGCAGACUGCUGGCCUCAGCAUUUUCCGCCUGUAUUGAUCUCCCCACAUUAGCUCUCUCUUCAUGCACAGACAUGAGCACAAUUGCUUCCCUUACAACAUUGGCUGCCUUGGCAACUGAGUCCUGAUCGUGAGAUUUGCUCCCAGAAAACAUCUCAAACCAGUACCUCUUCAUUUCGCGGCGCUACCGUCUCCUUUACAUUCCCCCGUACGUGUUUGACACAUCCACGGCUUGAUUUGCCACUUACAGCCAUCUCCGUAUGUCUUUGUGUAUUUUGAAUAGGGUAAGUGCUUAACAGGAUAAAAGAGCAGUUUGAAAAGGGGGGGAUAUGUGGCUUGGCACCUGCUGUUAGUGCCUGCCUGUUUGCACAUGAAUAUGAUGAGGCUGGCGGUGUGCGAGGCUAUUUUAACUUGCAGAUGAGCCAUCAGGUCAGCACCGUUGCAGCUUUGGUGUAUUUUCAAGGAUGAGCUGCAGUCAACAGGCCAGCGCAGCUUAUUAGUUCCCUCUCCCCUUUCCACUCUUUACACACUAGUGUCCCAUUAUUCACUGCAUUCCCAGCCGCUUCCCUUUGAUGCCUUUUCAUAAGAGCAAUGAUAACCGCGAUCAGCGCAACAGCAGAAGUAAUUGACCAGCUGCAGUCACAGUAAAACACUUCCUGUGUUUGGCUGCAGCUCUCUCAGCCGUCCACCCUGCCUCCGUUGAUAUUUAAAUUGGCGGUCUUCUGGAGGAGCUACUCGACAGAGGAUAAGUGCUCUCUUGCACCCGAGGGUCCGGCUGAGAGGUCAGGACUGUGGAGACGGACUGAGGUGCAGCUCUCUUGUUUCUGUAAGGUUAAUCAGCGGCCUGACACCUCUCCCCGGACUGGGACUUCUUCUCAACCCCCCCCCCAGCCCUGCCUCAAAACCAAAUAAAGUCAGCUCACUCACUCAUGGCCUGUGGGGGAAGAAAGGUGGACCUUAUGGAGUGUUUACAGCUGACCCCGGGUUCAUAAAACACUCCAGCCCCACCUUUUUAUCAAACAAAGAGGCCUCUCUGCCACACCCCUGUUGGCUUGUGGUUAACUGUGACUUAAGUGUUUGUCAUCCACAUGAAUUGGGUAACACAUCCACGGAUGAAGCAUCAUGAAGUGAAGCUUUGAGACAGAGUUUCUUUUUCUAGUCUGCGUGCACAAAAACUCAAAAGAAAAGACUGUGCCCCUAAUUGUGCUGUUAGGGGGCGCCUACAUGUGGUGUAACACGGCUGAAUUGGUUGUAAUGAAGCGACAACCUCUGGUCUUGAGAAAGAAACAGGUGCGGAGGUGCUAAAAACUGCAGUUCCCAGAAUGCCCACUAUAAAGGCUGGCUGCAGAAGCACCGCAAACCACACACAGAGCCAAUAAAGUCAGAAAUAAACGAACUCAAAAACAGUUUUAGUCUGAAUAGCUGCCACGGCAACCACGGUACAGAGAUUCAUUUAUUCUGUCGUGCGUUCAGGUUACAUGAUUGGCAAAUAAGAGGCAUGGCUGACUUGACUGGCAGACCGACACGCUAGCUGUUUACGUGGUCUUUUGUAGGUUAACUGUAGGUUGAGUCAGCAUUGACAACAUGGCGAUCACUGCCGACAGGCUUUAAAACUCGUCACCUGUUACUCGUCGGUUAUUAUACAGUCUCUGGUUGUGAUACACUGCAUCACAGUCACCGACAAAGAAAGUAAAAGAGAGCAGCAGAACUGAAUCUGAUGACUUCAUAAUCACCUCUUGCUCUCCAUCGUUGGCUGUUUAGCUGUUAAAAAUGUUGUCUGGCAGUCAUCAGAUAACUAUAUUUGCAUCCUCCUUCAUUCAACCACCUUUUUUAGAGGCGCACAACCAAAGUUCCUGUACACUAGGGUUGGGAAUCACCAGUGGCCCAACGAUGCAAUAUUAUCACGAUACUUGGGCCGCGAUACGAUAUUAAUACAAUACAGUUUAUUGCGAUCUAUACAGUUUUAUCAGCUGUUUAUCUAAUUUAGCAUUUAUGUUUUUCUUAUUUAUACAGUAUUUUUUUUUUCAUGUAGCACAUCUUGCAAACCCUAUGUGUGUCAGGUCCAUCUCAUUUGCGCCCUGCUUGCAUUCCCUAUGUCUUUCCCCAGGUGCUGCUAUAUUUGUUGCACUAAUUUUCUCCUGCUCUAUAAUGACACCUCUGCCGACCUCACUGGACAAACACUUGAUUUUAUUUUUCCAUUAUCAUGGAUUUGACUUCAUAUGAACAAUUAAUGUGAAAAAAACAAUACUUGGUCAGUAAGUCGAUACGAUAUAUCACCAGACAAAAUAUCCCGAUACUAUGCUGCAUCGCUUUUUUGUACUCGUAAGAUUUUUCUCCUGAGGUGGGAAACUUUAAGUGCUCACUUUACGAUAAAAAUCCAUCUUUGGAGAGAUAGACCUCAACUACAACUGGAAAAAGUUUAGAGAGAAACAAGCAAAGCCAGACUGACUCUAAAAGUGGGAUAUUUAUAUAGUUAUACCUACCUAUGAUGCCUUUAUAUGUAUAACAGUGUGAUGGUGCAGCUCGGCUCGCAGCCCCAAACUCAUUAAGAGACCCAUAUCUUUAUCAUUACACUGUUUUAGUCUCUGUUUUUGUAACCAGGAGGUCUGUUGGACCUGAAGGAUACUCCUCCACAUGGCAAAACCCUGUGAGUGACGGGCACCAAGCAGUCCUGUAAACUCUGUUAUCAUCAGAAAUGGCAGCUCAGUUAGCAGCCCCUCCUAACACACUCCGAUUAUCAUCAUUUCAAAGGGCUUUUAUGCCUCUAUUUGUAGGACAGCUGAUAGAGUCGAAAACUAGGAGAGAUUGUGGGAAAUGACAAACAGCGAGGGGCCGCCCACUUCGAGGCCUGUUGCCUCUGUAUUUAUGACACGCAAAUUUAAGCACAAGGCUAAACUGGCGCCCCAGAACAUUAAUUUUAAAUAUUCAAUCAGCGUUUUACUUGAUCGUGCUGUCUUUUACUAUCAUGACCAGAUAGAACAAAGCCUUAAAAUGUAUGAUAGAAAUCUUCAGGUCACGCUGAUUUAAUAUAUUUCAAGGAUAAAUCUGCUCCUCUCUGUAAAUAUCUUUCAUGAACCGGUUGCUUUUCCAACAGGUAUCAUUAUCAAAUCAUAAGGUGAUAAAUAAAAUAAAAGAUAUUUGAGCUCAGAUAAAUCAAAGCAUGUGUAAUUUUUUUAAAAGCACUGGAUGUUUCUUUUUUUUUUUUUUGAGCUGAAAUUCUUGGAAGUAGGAAUGAUAUUGUCCUCCAAACCUGCGGGCCUGUCUGUCUGUCUGUCUGUCUGCACGGUCCCCUCUUUCUCUUUGCGAAUUCACACAGAGUAGGAACCUGUCAUGUUGAGGGAUAUCUUUUCGUGUUUUGGUCUCUUGAGCAGAGAUUUUCUUUUAACACAAAUGGGCAGUUCUCUCGCUGGCUGACACAUCUGAUUGCUCUACUUUGCUGAGAGCUGUGAUUCAUCCUAGACUGAGGAUAACUUACAUAGCCCACCUCGCUGAGUCUCAGCUCUCUCUCUCUGUCUCUCUGUCUUGGUCUCAUGUUCACUCUCUUCUGUCGUGCUCUGUCCUUCCAUAAAAGGAUUUCCCUAUUGUUGUGUCCCUUCCUACGCUCACUCAUCCUGUCCCCUUCCCUUUAGCCUGGAAAGCUCUUUGACUUCCUCGUUUUUCCACAGAGGUACAAGCGAUACACGAAGAUGAUUUCAGUGACACUAGCAUGUAACAGAAACACAAUGGAGAGGCAGAACUCAGGACAAAAUGUAGCUCACAUGACGUCACCUAAAGAGCUGAACGAAGCGCUGAAUAAAUCAUGAUGUUGGAUUUAGGAGUCACGCUAUACAAAACGGGAUCUGUCCUUGUGUGUUUAUCCUGUCAUUGAGAGCUGAGUGGUCAUUUUGUAAAUGCACUAACGCCUCCUUCUUCCCCCCUCACGUCCUCAUUGACAAACUGAUUUGUGCGUGUGUUUCUGUGAGUGCGUACACUCCCUCUCCUGUCUCACCCACUGUGCAAAUACUCUCGAGGUUGACCCAAUUCUUAUCUUAUCAGAGAAAUGAAAAGAUAUCCGCCUCACAAACCUCCCAACCAUAGUCUCGUCUUGGUCUCGAUCCAGAGUGACCCAGAACCCUCAUAGUCAGGGGCAUCUGGUGUCCUCCCCAGCCCCCCCAGUGUGGAUUACUUAUUCUUGUAGUGUAUCUAUAUAUUGUUCACGGGAUUUCUGCUCCAAAUCGAGAGGACAGUUUUGUUUUCAUGGUGACACUCUGCACAUAGAGCUUGUUGAGCGGAGCCAAAGAGGGAUCUCUGUGUGCUCCGGCCUCAUCAGCCCAGUGUUAAAAGAGACCACAGCUUGUUGUCAGCGCCAUGGAGGAAUGUAGUCUGCCUCUCAUUGGUCCUGCUAUCGUUAAAUAACAGCUAAUCGGAGUAAAUUAGCAUGCUGUGAGUUUGUAUGAUUAGGAAUAACUCGCCUUUGUAGCUUAAAGCCAGCAGCAGCAUCUGGUCUUGAGAAGUGAAGAGAGUGCAGAAGUGCUGUAAGGUGUAGUUCCUUAAGUGUCCACUAGGGGCCGGCUCCGAAAGCUUUGGAUGCCACAUACACACCCAUUUAAAAUCACAGUAAAAUUAAACAUGUCUUGUACAGAAAAGUAGUUUGAUCUCUUAACUCUUUCUGUCCACACACACGAAACAGAGAGUGACAGUUUUAUGACUCAGUAGCUUUGAAGAUUUCAAGAUGAGACGUUCCUUUAGUAGUCCCUAGGGGGGAAUUUCCAAAUUUACAGCAGCAUAUACAGAUACAGUAAGAGAAAAAUUGAAAGAUAAAGAAACUUUGAGUUAAAAAAAGAUACAUGAGUCAAGGUCAAGAGUUUGGCCAAACUAGCAGGCGUAGUUUUGCUGCUAGCUAAGAGGCUAAAGGUUAGGCUCAACGCAUUUUUCUACUUUGCCAAACCUAAAGAAUGUUGGGUCAGCAUUUCUACUAUGCCGAUUGCCAUUGACCUUUUUUUUUUAUUUUUUUCAUAUUAUUUUUUUGGUCGAUUUUUGGCUUUUGUUGAUAGGACAGGGUGAAAUGUGGGGAGAUAUGGGGGAUAAGGGAGGACAUUCAGCACAUGGUUGGGGCCAGACUCGACCCCCGUGACCGCUGCGGGGACCAUGGUCCCCGUACAUGGGGCACGCUAACCCGCUCGGCCAUCUGCGCGCCCCCGUUGACCAGUUUUUAAAGUCAGCUUUAGGAACCAAAGGGUGUCGGCGUUGAGUCAAAGUCCGUGUUUCAUAGAGUUUCAACACGUCAUCGAUCUGACUCCAGGUUAAAAUACGGUUUUAGUUUGUAUUCAGCCAAGUUGUCCUCAUCAGUUAACAGACUAAACUAGCCGCUCUCUUUGGUAGAUUCAAUGAGGUUACCAUCCGUCCUUAAAGAAAUGCACUUUGUUGCCAUGGUUACCAGAGGCAUCAUCUGUUUAUUCACUGGUUCACAGACACGAGUCAAAUUUCUCAGUGUUUAGUCAGAUUCCAACAAAGCAUGUCCAUCACAUAUACUGAGAGAGCGGCUGCUUGUGUUUGCUGUAACGGACUCUCAGACUGAGAAAGUUGCUUUAAUUACGUAUUAAUUAAUCACAUUGUGCUGAGAGUCGGACGCAUAUUUUGUGUCUGUUAUUAUUAAUAUCAUAACCGAAUAAAUGAAGUCUCUCUCUCUCUCAAAAUACCAAUAACUCCUCCUCUGCAGACUAGAGUGUCAUUGUCUUAUUAAUUACCCUACUUGGCUAAUGAUAGAGGGCUUAAGGCUGCAUUAAAUUUCCUGCUGCUGUUAAAUGACUGACAACUCCUGGCUCUGCAGCCUCUUUACACUACUUAAUCUGGCAUGUGACAAAUCGAGUCUUGAUCCGGGCUGAAUGCAGAUCAGCCUGUAAGAGCCAUCCUCUCAGUAAGAUGGAGGCCCAGCACUCAGUCCCGCAGCCGCCUGAUGGUCUCACGCUCAUUUACACAUAACGAGCAGCGGGGUCGCGUCUCAAACGAGGUGGGCGUCGAGGAGUGGAGCCUUAAGUCGGCGCAGUUUCUCGAGAGGUCCUCCUCAGAGGUCCUCCUCAGCUGGAAUCAAGAGGAGGGGAUGGCUGAGAGCCUCUCCUCCUGGGUCCUCGCCAGGCGUGAAGGAGAGGGACAGUGAGAGGGGCCGCGGGGAGAGCAGCGGAGGCAGACGGGCACAGCCGCGAGGGGGGCGUGGCCUCGGGGAAGACUUAAGAAAACAGGGUCAACGCUUGGGAGAGCACAUCAGCCUAAUAUGUCACAUCAUGUUAUUUCACCCUGCCAACCCUAUUUUGUAAUCAGGCCUCCAUCAGAAACUGGGAUUCUUGUCUAUAAGCUGUCAAACAUGAAUGAAAACCUCUAAAAAGGGUGUCGGGUUAAGAGUUAAAAAUGAGUCUCAGUCUGGAUGAAGUUGAGUUAAACUGUCUGAUAAUGGGAUUAGAUGGGCCUGGUUUUCCAUUCUCCAAACUUUCUCCUCAGCUGUCCCACAACCCUAUUUGAAAAAAGUGCAAAAUCAGACUAUCAAAGAGGAAAAUGUUAUCUUUUAUUUUGAUGCUGCAACGUAUUUCAUAAAAGCCAGUACAAGAGCAUGUUUGCCACUAUGUCGUAUCACUUCUUCUUUUAACAAAACUGAGUUGACCAGUUUCUGGAGUUUUGAAAGUGAAAACUGGUCCUAGUCUCUCCUGAUACAGGAUUUAUAAUGAUAUUAUGUCUACAUCAGUGUUGUUUUCGUGCCCCUUUUUUUCCAAGACGAAGACAUAAAGUUGGCGAGCUAAACAUAAGUCUUAGAUGACUAAAAUGUGACGAGACAAAUGUGCGUUUACGUUGACUAGACGAAAACUUUGGUGGUGGACGACGAACAGAGUUGCCAAAUUUUGUCAGUCAAACGCUAAACAUAUAUUCGCAGUGUUGUUUUCGUUGAUGAUGACGACACUGGUCUACAUAAGGGUUUGACCUGUAUUUUUCAGGCAAAUACAGAUCUAUUAGAGACUGAUGAUGGAUUUGCAGUUUCGCUGUAACACCUGUUUCUCUCUUUUUCUCCUUAGACCUCUUUGAUUUAAUGGGUCCAAUCAUUGGGAUGUCACCAGAUAAGAAAACGGAAAUUCCGGGUAUGCAAGAGGAGCGGACGGGGCUCAGAGGUGUUUGCGGCGUGGGGACGCUGCCCGAGGCGGAGUGUGCAUCCAGUCCGCUGGCGACCAGCGUGGAUCGUACAGGAGGCAUGGAGGACGAGGAGCUCACCAACCUCAACUGGCUGCAUGAGAACCUGCUGCAGAACUUCACUCUGGGAGGUCCCGAGGCUCAGCCCAGCGGCAGCCCGCUCUUCGACAUCGAGGGAGACUACGGGUCCAACCAGGGCCCGUCCUCCUCGUCCUCAUCUUCGUCACACGGCAGAGGCAGGGAGCGGGACUCCAUGAAGUCCAAACCUCCUUUCUCUUUUUCCCUCCUCAUCUACAUGGCCAUCGAGCAGUCUCCCAGCAAGUCUUUGCCUGUGAAAGAAAUCUACGGCUGGAUCCUCGAGCACUUCCCGUAUUUCUCCAACGCUCCCACCGGCUGGAAGAACUCAGUUCGUCACAACUUGUCCCUGAACAAAUGCUUCCGCAAGGUCGAACGGAGUUUGGGAAAGGUAUGUUCACACGCCAGAAAACCUUCAAACUUGCACCUUUUCCUUCUGUCUUCUCUGCAGCUUUGUUCUGAUGAUGCCAUGAAACUUGAUGAAACUCUUACAGGCCCAAAUGCGCCUGCUCUGGCUAAAACACUGCGGGGGAAGAGCCCUUUGCGGUGUGAAGCUGCAGUUUGUCUCAUGAGACGCUGCCUGUAACACAGUCGCAGGGACCUCUGACUCUGCUGAGAUAAGGCUGGAAUCCAGUCAAGGUCACAGAUACUCCUUCAGAAGAACUGCAAACACAGCAAACACAGAGAUAGGACUCUAUCACCCAAAGCACCACAAGGCAGAGUAACUGUUUAAACCGGCCGAGAGAAGCACCUCACCCACUGAUAGAAACUAAAACAUCGCCCAGAGAAGAGGAAGCAAAUGUGAACUCCAGCGCAGAGUUCAGUUUUUAGGAAGAAUCUGUGUCACUCAUGCUAAUCAGGUAGUUUUCCUGUGUAGAAAGAGUCAAAAAAAAGGGGAAGUUGACCCAGUCAGAAGCACAUGCUUAUAACAACGAGACAAAGACACUCUGAAUGAACAGGGUUAGAUAUUAGUAACCUUUUAUUAUGUAAUAGCUCAUGUAGUUCCUAAUUACUGUCAUAUCCGUUCAUUUUUCUUUGAGGGAGUGUGGUGAUGACCCAAAAAUAACGCAGAAGUAGAUUUGGUUUGUGACUAAAGUAACAUUUCAGUGCAACAGUGGAGCUGCUUCUCCAAGUCAUCAAAAGCAAAAAAUACAAAUAUUCAGAUGUUACACACAGGUUUAUAUGUUCUGUUGAAUAUUUUAUUCACUGUCUACCAAGUCUGUUCUGUAAAAUUCUGCUUAAUUUGAUGAGCUGUUCCUUUAAGUCUUCAAGCAGUUAAGCGUCCCGUAGGGAACUUUAAACCAGAUUUGCCAAAAUCUCUUGUUUCUUCUAAUGUCUCCCUGUCACCUGCAACAGGGAAUGAGCCCAUCUGUGUUAAGAUGAGCUACUUCUUAAUAGUGAAAACAGGGAAAACGGGAGCCAGUGGUCGGGUCGGGACCACGAACAAAACGAUUUAAGGCACUCUGACCAGAGACGACACACGCAUUUUUCUCUUUUAUGAUGCACUGAAAACGCACAUAUUACUGUCACUACACAGACUGCAGAGCUGCUCUGUGUCACUCACCUCAGUAGUCCUGCUGCUCCACGUCUGUCUCACUCUCCAGGGCAGGAUGACCCAGACUCGCUUCCAAUUUUAAAUACAUUUACAAAGUUAGUUGCCACAAACUGCUCACAACAAAAGUUAGUUUCUGGAGCCCUGACGUGCGAGCCAGAUAAGUGUCUUUACGACAAUAAAACACUACCGCUUUUGUCCAUAGUGGUUACCAAAAUCAACAGAAAAUGAAAACUCCAUCCAGCUGCUUUAACUUUCAAUCAAGUUAGAAAACCUCUUUGUCAAGACUUCAAGAAUUUACUUAUCUCAGUUAGAUUGGCAGCAACCUCGCUAAAUCCAAAUUGACUAUUGUAAGUAGGAGAUAUCGAGCUUCACCUGCCCCACUGUGACUGAAAAAAGCAAAGCUCAACAAAAUCCAGAAAUGAUUUAACACAGAACAUUUAACUAAAAAAAAUCUGUUUUCAUGUCGGAGUUAAACCACUGAAAGCCAGCAGCUUAUCACGCAGUCUGUUUUAUUAGGAAGCUUAUGCUAACAUCACUUUAGUGCUUCUUUCUCUUUGGAAUAGCAGUGGGAGGGUUUCUCUUUUUACAGUCAGACCUGUGUCAGACAUGUUCAUGCAACCUGAUGUUCAUGUAACUGUCCUGAUCCACAGACUUAAACUGUCAGCUCUCAUUAUUCACACAUUCAAAAACUGAAGGAGUCGACCCGGAGAGUUUCGCAAUCAGAGCGUUUCAGGAUUCACGGGAUUACACAAGGAACAGAAACAUGUCAAUAAAGUCACGUAACAACAACCGUUAACUUUGUGAUGAAAUCAGAAUCAAAGUCAGAAACUAUGAAUCAGGAUGAAGAACGAGGGAAAAAGAAGAAGAGGAGGAGGAGGGAGAAAAAUCUUUCUAAUUUGAUGUGAGAUAGUGGGUGACAAACGGUGGCAGCCAUAUUGAGCUUCAGUGUGAGUUCAUGUCUGUGACCGGCAGAGUCUGCGAUGCCAAAGCUGUGUCUGGCUAAGACCUCAUAUUUUCCCACCGUGGGAGGGGAUGGCGGUUAGCACUCAGCGAGCAGCGACAUGGUGAGGCGCAGGCCGCUCAGCAUGCAGGUGCGCAGCGUGAGCCCUUCGUCUGCCGAGACACCAGCGCCAGUUUCACAUGACACUGGCUGGUGGUUUCCGUUGCCAUGGAGACAUUUCCUCCUUCCUGCAUCAGAGCUGGUUGGUAAUCUGAGUCAAGGUUAUUCUCCUCCCUCCCUCCCGCUCUCUCUCUCUCUCUCUCUCUCGCUCCACCCUUCCCUCCCUCGCUCUGCUCUCCUCUCAGACUGGGCAAAGCGCCGCCAUCAGAUAAAGUGACAGUUAACACACUCCCGCACACAUCACCAACAGACAAAUGUAUCCUCUCACAGCGUGUGGAGGACUUAUUUCCUCCUUUUGUUGAGGCUGUUUAGGAAUUCUUAGUGGAGCUUUCUCUACUUUCCACUGUUUGAUUUCCUCGGAGGACUUUCCCUCUAAAGUUUUUUGCCUUUGUUUGUGCGGAGUGAGACUCGCUGAGAGUGUCGGCCUUUUGACUGAUUCUUUAGUUCCCAUUUUCACCGUCAAAAAUACUUAAAAUUUUCAGAGUUGUUUCAUUUCUUAUUUAUUUAAAGCUCUUUUAAAGCUGCUUCAGAGUUUUUAUAAGAGUGAGUUCUCACCCUAAAAGUUUGGGGUUAAAUCUUCCUCAUUUAUACUGAGUCUUUGUUUCUCACAUCGUAGCAUUAUGAAGGCAGGGUAAAGAAUUUGAAGUAUGCAAAUGCGAAAAGGAAACAAUGCAUUAUUUACAGUUGUGAAUAUCUGAUGAAGAAGCAAACGCAAACAGUAAAGAUGUCGAUUUGGACUCGAGCGGCAGCCUCCAGUUUAGAGAAAUGAGGCCAAUGCAGAAGUGCUUAAAGCUGCUGCUGUUCCAGUGUACGCACUCACUCAAAAACAACUUUCUUUACAGUAAAAUAAACACAUUUAUAACCUGCUUCAAAAUAGAAAUCUGCUCUGAUAAGCUUAGUUCUCUCUCCCCACAAUAACUCAUUAUUUAGAGAUUUUAAGGGCAAGAGUUUGGCCACUUCUCCUCUUUGUUAGGAGUCAGUAUUUACAGUUUGGUGACCAUCUUAAUGUUUCAAACUGCAUCCACGUCUUAUACAGUCUGCACUCGAACACAAAACAUUGACAGUUAACAUGAUUUACUUUUCUUACUUGAGAUCUUCAUGAGCUCCUUUGACGUUGUUUGAAAAAAGUUCAUGCACUUCUCUUCUAACUUUUAAAACAAGCUCAAAAAGGUGGAUACAGCGUUGAACCAAGCGUUUGUGGUCCUAAACGCAAGAAUCCUUUCUGUGUCAGCUGUUUAUUGUCAUUGUGGAGUUGAAAAUAGUUGAAUUACUGCACUUAAUAAAACAAACGAAGGGUGGGACUCUUGAUAUCAGCUUCGAUAUCAGUCAAACUACCACUAGCAAAUCACCCUUUUUCCUCACUUUUGCUUUUUUAAACCUGAGUUUAUCUGAAGGAAGAGUUUUUCCUCUAAAUCCUGAUAUUAUAUUGAAGAUUUCAUGUUAAACCACCUGUUUGUUUUUGAUAUUUUAUUUGUAAAACUUUCAGUCCACUGACAUAAGAUUCAGGCAGCUAACAAAUCACAUCGAACAUAUGCCCACCACUCUAGAAGACUGAAGCAAACAUACGGAGUUGGUGCAGAAAUAUAACACCUAUCAUUUCAGAUUUUCACGUUUUAAAGGCUUGAUACUCUAUACUCUGUCAAAUCACAGCUUAGUUCUUCCAGUCUGAGCGCUACUGCUGCCUUUUGAAGCCAAGGUAUACAGCUAUAGAUUAAACUGAUCUACUUUACUCCUCACCUACAUUGAUAUCUUGAAUAUAAGAUCAAGAUACCUGUCGAAUUCAAGCCUGGGCUCAAACUAGGGUGAUACCAACUGUACCCAAGAAGCAGCACUUACUCCAGGACAUUUCCUCGUCUUACUUUUUAUGAACCUCUUGAUUUGUUUUGCCACAAGUUUGAUUUCCUCACUCUCUCCUGCAGGCCAAUGGGAAAGGUUCUCUGUGGUGUGUGGACCCCGAGUACCGCCCCAACCUGAUCCAAGCUCUUAAGAAGCAGCACUUCCCUGCCGCACAUGCCUUCUGCACACCACCCGCCUCCCCACCCAGGUAAACGUCGAUCCCCAACACUCGUUUUUUUUCUUCUGUCGCCGAAAGUGUAAAGAGUCACAUCUAACUUUUGUCUUUCACUCCUCCUGCAGUGCCUCCUCACCCCCUCGUCAUCUCUUUCUACAAGGCUGCUCAUUCAAAGGUGAGACCGAAGCUGCGAACUUCCCUGCGUUCACAAAUAAAAAAACUACGACCCGCUGAUGUUACCAAACGUUCUCGAUCUGUGCGGUUUUUUCCACUCUGUGUUUGUGCAGUAUUUUGAUUCUGUUGCCUUUGCACAUUUCAGCCCCAGAACAUUCAGCAUCACUGUGCUUUUCAACUCCUCAACUCUUGGUUUUAAUGUGUUGCUUUCAAGUCAUUGAUGCCUCAUGAAGACCAUAAUAGUUGAGAGCUUCCAGUCGAUGUCUCCCCUCUCCCCUCCCUCUGCCUCUUGGAUUUGUAACCUUGACGACAGGCUGAGGUUCUGCCGGUGCAGAGGGUCGAGCACUCAGUCUCACAGUAAUCAUUAAUAAUUUAGAGCCCCAGAAGUGAGCUCUGAGGCUUUUAGACACUUUGUCAGCUCUGAAAAAAAAAACGGAUGCACUCUCAGUAUCAGUGGCUUGAAUUUAUUCUCUGGAUUUUUUGUUUGUUGGAGCAUACUCCACCCUCUGAUUAGGCGCUGUGUUAAGGCUACUUAGAUUUGUUGUAAAGUGGUGAUAUUAUGAGAAUUAACUUGUAAUUUUAGGUAAAAAUCCUCAAAAUGGACAUCGUGAUUAAGUGUUAAGUUGCUUCAAAAAAUCAAAGUACGGCUUCGCAAGAUCGUCCUCAUUUUCCUCUGAAUAUUACCACUUAACUCUCAAGUUCUGGUCCGUCUUGUUCAAGGUGUCCCCUGAUACUCUGUUGUAGUUUCGGCUGCUUUGAUUGUGGUCUAAAAUGAUCCAGACAAACCCGGUCCUCCCGGUCCCAGUUGCAGAGCAGAGAUGCGGUGGCGAUCACUUGCUUUCUUCACGCCGUAGGACUGACCAUCAUGCAUGUUCUCUCCUCUUCCAGAGUCUGACAUUGAUGCUGCCACUGCCAUGAUGCUCUUAAACUCUGCCCCCGGGCACCACGUUGACCCAUGUAAGAGAAUCCACCAGCAGCCAUAUUCUCACCUGUACUUCUGUCUGUCUGUCUGUCUGUCUGUCUGUCUGAGACCCCUGACAUACCACCUUUCAUUGCUUUCUUAUGAUUUCCUGUAUUUGUGCCUUUAUUUGUGACACUGGAUUGGUUCAUGCACAGGAGAGGGUGCACAAGUCUUCCUGUGACACUUCUUUUAAAGAUGUACUACAGAAGUCAAUCAAUCAAUCAAUCGAAUUUUAUUUAUAUAGCGCCAAUUCACAACAGUCGUCAUCCCAUGACACUUCUCAAAGAACAAGAGCAGGUCUAGACCACGCUCAUUGUUUGAUGAAUUAUCAAGACCCAACCUAAGAUGGGAUUUGGCCCAUCUCAUCUAACAUGAGUAACAGAGGCAAGAAAAAACUUCCUUUUAACAGGCAGAAACCUUGAGCAGGACCAGACUCAUGCUAGACAGCCACCAAGCCGCUGCUGGGUUGGGGAGGAGGGAGGGAGGGAGAGAGAGAGAGAGAGAGAGAAAGAGAGGGCAGGGGGAGAGAAGGAGAACAAGAUAGAGGGAAAAAGAGAGAGAAUGAGUAAGGGAGAGGGAGGGAGAGAGAGUAGAGAACAAGGGUGAGAGAGAGAGACAAACAGGGGACAACAGCAACAACAACAGCAGCAGCUCAUGUAAUGGUGAAACAAAAUGAAUUCAGUUUACAGGGUAAAGAUAUGAGUAAUUAUGGACAAUGUUAAAUUAAUGUAAUGUGAUUACAGUCAGCAGGCCUGAUAGUAGUUACCUCUAGAUUUAUGUUAUUAAUGUCAGUGAGGCUGAUGUUCACUGAAGUGAGUUUAGCUCUGCGAAAAAAACAGAAAUAAAGGAUGUUGAGGCCAGAAGGGCUCCAGUUACCAACUUACCUAAUCCUCAUGGUUGUUAAAUAAACACACAGUGAAAUAAAGUCAAACCUGGGACCAUUUUUUAGGCCAGGGAAUCAUCAGAGAGUUGAGAUACUGGUCCUGAUCUUCACUGUCAAAACAUGUGCAUCACACUAAAGAGCUUUGGGGUAUUUUAACAUCAGCUAAAUCUACGUCUGAGCGUGUUAGCACAGCAGAAACUGUUUCUCAAACGUCCUAUAUUUAUUGAAACAGAUAACUUUGUUUAUUUUGAGCAUGACUAGGUUUUGUUAAAGCUCCUCUUCCCCCUUCAUGAAUGCAGCCAGAUAUUUUUAAAGCCCGGGUCAGACGGUCUCAGUUCUGCUUUUCUCUCCUAAACAAUCAGACUAAAGCUUCACAAACAUCUUCCCAUGCUCCUUCCAUCUUCUUCUCUCCUUAGGCAACUCUGAAGGCCCGCUGGACCUCUCCCGGCCCGACUCGGUCCUGGUGAGCAGCGAUCCAAAGCAGGACCACAACUACAGCAGCGUGGCCCUGCAGCGCUGCUCCUCCCGCUCCUCCUCCUCAUCCCUCUCCUCUCUGGACGAAGGAGGCUGCGACCGGAGGCAGUCCCGCCGCGCCGGCAGCGAGGGCUUCCACAGCGACGAGGACUCCGACCUCUGGGACGAGAGGGGCGUCCAACAGACGACCCGGCGCCCCCCGGCGAUCAAGUGGCCCGCCGUCAAAAGGCCGCGCCGAGAGGUGAAGCCGGAGCUGGAUGAGGAGCUGAAGGAGGCGGCGGGCUCCUUGCUGCAUCUCGCCGGUAUACGCAGCUGCACAGAGGGCUCCAAACGCACUGUCAAGAGCACAAAACUUAACAGGAAAUGAAGAAUUUUUUUUGUUCAUUUUAGGCCCCCAUCAGACUCCGGACCCUGUGAACCCUAACCUCUGACCCCUGAUCGUUUGUCCCAGUGUGCCUCCUUCUCCUUAUCUGAUCGUUCAUUGACCAUUUUGAGCCUUUUUUUGUUCGGGAAUACCCCUGUCCAACGAAACAAAUGGCAAUAGUAUCGUUCACACAGGAGAACAAAGCCAUAUAGAGACUUUUGUAACUCGGGGGUGACUGCCAGGGCGGGUUUUUGGGGCUAUGGAGAACCAUCAAGUAAGAGAAACCUAUCCAAAAUAAACUGCCUGCUUCUGUUGGAUUAGACGAUUGUGAUUCAAGGAUCUCCCUCUGAGAGACGAACUGGGAAAAGCUGAAGGUUUUAUAACUCAAAGCGUUGCAUGCUUCCUCCUCAAACCUGUAUCCUCUUCCAAGUGAAUCUAUUUAUGAAGCGAAUGAGUGCAUGUUUGUAACAGACAAAAUCUAACCUCCUGGUGUUAUCAGUUUCUCCUCUUUGUGCUAAAGAAAAAAAAAGAUGCCACUGUUUUUUCCACAGGAAUUCUCGCUCUACGAAUCCUCCUCUGAGAGAUGCAAUAAUUAAUCCACAACCUUAACUUUUUUGACUUAUUUCAUGGUGUUGUUUUUUUUUUUUUUUUCCAAGGCGAGUAUGUUAGUUUAACUUUACAAUUAAGAAAUGAACGAGCAGUACUAUGAUCUUGUUAUGCGACAAACUCAUAACGCACGGGCUCCCGGCUCAGAUUCAGGAUUAGCAAGACGAUGAAUAGUAUUCCUCUGCCACUGCCAAAUUUAGUUGCAAAGUUAGCUAAACUACUUGGCUCAGUUCUGAGUUCUGCCAUCGCAGCGUGAAAGCUUGUUUUUAUCUUUUUUUUUAUUUUUUUACCAUCGUGUUGGUCCCACCCAUCAUCCCACAGUGUGUGUUUUUUUUUUUUGGACAUUGACUGUGCAGACACAGAACAUUUAAUCACAUGUUUGGUGACCGCCUAUGCAAAGUAAACAUCUGCCGCGAGAUGUGUGCUCAUAGGUUAGCCUCCAUAGGUUUUAUUUAAUUUAAUUUUAGUGUGUGUGUGCGUGUGUGAGUGUGUGUAUCAUAGUGCAUGUGGACUUGAGCUAACAGUGGUCAAACAAAACAGUCAUUCUCCUCCUGAUUGGUUUGACGAUACGAUGGGUCUCCUUAUGACGGCUGUGUUGACACUCUGCUCGCUCCUGGAAGCAGAACUACCUAUUAAUCCGAAACGAUCACAGCUUCCUUAAGUUUGGAGUUUGUUUGUUCUUUUUUUUGUUUGUUUUUUUUUAACCGUGUAGUUACGAAAAUCACAGCACAGCUUAUCAUCCGCAGCCAAGUUCAUUCACACACUGAGAGAAAGUGUGUCUGAAGCCUCUUUUACACUGCAGUCCUGCAAAUUUUCCCAUUGUGAGUUGCACGUGUGAACACAAGAGCCAAAUUAUUCACCCUGACUGUAAAUCUCAUAUCUGAUUUUUUUUCCUUACAGCCCAAAAACAGCUAAUUGAAUUGUGCAAAUCUUUGACCUUCAGAAGCUAAAUAAAGUCGUCACAUCUGAGUGAUCUGCGCUCAUAGACACAAGCUAAAAAAGUUUGAUGACGUCAGAAAGUUGCUCCUGUUGCGAUGGAGGAGCAACAUAAUGUGUCCACCAGGGCUGUCACUUUUUAACCCAAAAGUUGAGUGUUAGCUGAAGGUAUAAAGAGCCAUUUUUAAUUCAAAAUAUACAGUUUGUGAGUGCAUAUUAGAAGUAGCUUGAGGUUUAAUCCAGCAGAGGGCGCCCUCCUCGUUACCUGACCAUCGCAUGGCUCUCUUGCCCUCAGUCAAAAAAACGGGCUUGAUUUUCUAAAAUUCAAGCUCUCCUAGGUGGUCACAAGACCAGAUCAUCUGGAAAACGCUUUGGGGAAGUAUGUUGUUUUUUUGCACAGAUAGCAAGAAGAAAAACAAAAGUGCUGUCAUGGCAACAAAUCUGCCUGCUCAGAGCAGCAGUGGUACAUGCAGCAUCAGAAAGUGAGCUAUACUCAGUCCCGAUCAAGUUGUAGACGAGAGUUUCAGGCUAAUAAUACUAAAUAAAACUUUGUUCUAUAUUUAUUGGAACUUUAUUUUUUGGGGGAAAAAACUGACAGCCCUGAUGUUCGAUUUUGUGAAUCCACUUCAAAUGAUCAGGUGGACACUGACACUGAGCAGAGAAUAUAUUCGUACUCACAGGUAUGAUAUAAACACAGAUCACCCUCUAAAUAAAGACAACCACUCUUCUGCACCACUCCCCUCACCCAAACAAAGAAACUGAGUUGAUUCGACACUGAAAAUCUCCCACUAUGAGGUCCAUUUUUAAAGCUUAAAUGCUCUGUAUCCUGCCGAAAAUUUCAGGACUUCAUGUGUGAAAAGGGCGUGUUUGUUUAGUAGUGAAUGAAAAGUGCAUAAUGAGCACAGAACGGGGCAAUGGCCUUGGUGCUUUUCGCCGCUCUCAUGUUGUGCCCUCGGUUAGUUCUCGCAAGCUUCUAGUGUUUCCUCCUUGCCCUUCCUCUUAGAACAAAAUAAGGAAGUGCACACUCUCUUCUCAAGCUGUGAAAUGGAGUGUUGUUGCAUGCAGUUCAGCGAGGGGAAGUUGUGUAAAAAUGCCACAAUUCCUAUUCGAGCUUUUUGAAAAGGCUGCACACUCAGAGUACAAUGCCAGGUAGCAUGGAAGCACACGGACUGCUGAUGUUUUAUUCCCACAGUACUUGACCACAUGGUGUCACAUCCAAUGAUAGUAUCGCAUGCAUGGCGGGUGCCAAAUGCUUUCUCGUGCCACUGAUUUAAAAACUGCAAGGGGCCACUGUUUCGUUUUUCCCCCCGCUGCCACGAUAGUUGUGAUUUAGAGUGACGAUGCCCUACUUUUUCUGAAUCAUCUGAACAGGAAAUGGGAGAGGACUCCGGUCGGCGCGGUGACUUAACCAAUCACUUUGGUUUAUUUUUGUCGCUCCGGAGUGGGAACCGCUCUCAGCAGAGAGAAUAAGCUGCAGCUCUCAGAAGUAAUAGUUGCAAACACUGGUCUCGUUUAGCUGUGAAAAAAAAGAACAAAUGAUUGUUCGUUAAUCAUCACCUUAUUUAUGACUUUAAUUUAUGGGAUUAUUGAAUGCAUACUCUAUCAAACACUGGUCACUUGAAACUGACUAGGCACAUUUAUUUUCCUCCUCUGUGAACUCUUUUAAAUAAGUUAAUUUUCCUUGUUUUAUUUUAUAGCAAUACGCCUUUUUUUCCUUUCACUAUCUGUCAUAGUGAUUAAGUAUUUUGCCAAUGUUUAUUGUCUUUAGAGCGGGUGUUUUUAUUUUCACUUUAACCAUGACUGCCAGGUUUUCUUGAUGUUUUGUUUUGCUUUUUUGUUAGUCUGGAUAGAGGACACUUAAUUAACACUGAUCCUGAAAUCUUCUGUUGCCAAAAUUAGCGUACGUACAGCCGGGGUUUAAAAUUCAAAGUGAAGACAUUCCCCGUGAACCUGAGAGGUUAUUUAAAGAUGAUCGAAUCGUAUGUUUUACACUUGUCUCAUGUUUAUGUUUGGAUCUCACCACAGAUUAGAAACUAAAAACAAAUACUGCCAUCAUAACUCAUGCUUCCAGGUGUCGUUAUGGGAUGUUGAAUUGUACUGAAAUAUACCUGAAAAGUGGAACUCGGCCCCUUUGUGUAGUUUGAGACCCACAUUUGAGUUGCAGAGGAGUUAUGGAGACUGUUUGGGAGAAUUUCACUCAUUCUUUCUGUAGCACUUGCAAAAGAAUUGUAACGUUGUUCUCAAAUGGGAUGAGCCGCCGACUGAAACCCGGUCUCUCAUCAGCUGUUCUGAAACGUUGGUUCAGAGAGUCUCAAACUUCUGUUGCAGUUUCUUUGGGUAUGAUGAUGAUGAUGACGAUGAUGAUGAUGAUCAUUUUGUUGCAUUUGACGAAGCUGCCAACCCAGUAUCAGUUUGUGUCAGUUGUCUGCCAUGUCUAUCGGACCGACACACCUUUUGGUUUUUGUAUGCUAACCUCUGUUGAUAAAAUGUUUAUAAGAUUUAUUUUCGCCAAAGAUAUGCAAUUGCAUUAUAUAUGGUAUUACAAAAUAUUAAUAAAAACCUGUUCUUGUUAUUUCUG
Xyrichtys novacula (pearly razorfish) is the source of this 33084-nucleotide messenger RNA. The record is from the annotation of a GenBank genome assembly. NCBI's taxonomy places the organism in Eukaryota, Metazoa, Chordata, Actinopteri, Labriformes, Labridae.